Culicoides brevitarsis is the source of this 1038-nucleotide messenger RNA. Its product is annotated as keratin, type II cytoskeletal 2 epidermal-like. Lineage: Eukaryota; Metazoa; Arthropoda; Insecta; Diptera; Ceratopogonidae. The record is from RefSeq and is a predicted model, not a curated record. Bases 1 to 1038 code for a protein of 345 amino acids. The transcript has 5 exons.
AUGAAGUUUUUGAUUGUCCUUUCAGUCGUUGCUUUGGCAGCAGCUCGCCCUGGCGGUAUCGGCCAUGGUGGAAGCUCCGGAGGAUUCCAAAUUUCAAAUGGAAAUCAAUUCGCAGGACAAUUGUUCCAAUUAGUUCCAAACGGAGGAGCUGGUGGCGGAGCAGGUGGAUUCAGUGGAUCAUCUGGUAGCGGAUUCAGUGGAUCAUCUGGAAGCGGAUUCGGUGGAUCAUCUGGUAGCGGAUUCGGCGGAUCAUCUGGUAGCGGAUUCGGCGGAUCAUCUGGUGGAGGCCAAUUGUUCCAACUUGUUGCUGAAAACGGAGGUGGAGCCGGAGGCUCAUCAUUCGGAGGAGCUGGUGCUGGAGGUUUCGGUGGAUCAUCGGCUGGAGGAUUCGGAGGUCCCUCAGUUACCCAAGUUACCAAGGAUAUCUAUGUCCAUGUACCACCCCCAGAAGGGCCAGAAGAAUUCGAAGGUGGACGCCCUGGAGGUGCUGUCAACCGUAAACACUACAAAAUCAUCUUCAUCAAGGCUCCAUCCGUCUCCAUUCAACAGCAACUUGCUUUGCAAAAUGCUGCUGGUGGCGAAGAAAAGACAAUCGUUUAUGUUUUGGUCAAGAAACCCGAGCUUGCUACUGAAUUGGAAGCCGCCAAGAAAGCCAGCAGCAAGAAUAACAAACCAGAAGUUUACUUCAUCAAGUACAAGAGCCAACGUGAAGGUCAAGGCAAUGCUGGAGGUGCUGGAAGUGGCGCAGGAGCAGGAAGCGGCGCAGGUGCUGGUGGUCAAUUAUUCCAACUUGUUGCUGAAAACGGUGCUGGUGCCGGAGGUGCUGGUGGUUCAUUUGGAGGUUCCGGAUCAUCCUUUGGAGGUGCUAGUGGAUUCGGAGGAUCUUCUGGAUCUAGUGGAGCUGGUGCUGGGGCCGGAGGAUUAUUCCAACUUGUCGCUGAAGGUGGAUCCUCAGGUGGUGCUGGAGGCAGCUCUCAUCACGGCGGUGGCUAUAGUUCUGGUCCAAGCAGCUCUUAUGGACCUCCCCAUAAAAAGUAA